AUGUAAUCGCUGGCUAUCAUUCGUCCAAGCAGAGCCAGCCGGUGCGAUCGUGGCAGUGGCGGAGUGGAGCAAGCGACUUCUGUAUGUAAAUUAACAUUUCAAACGCGAUAUUGUCACCUGAAUAUUGUAACAAAUACUCCGCAACUGAUGUCUCCAUCUUUACGAGGAAACUGAUGCUAGCGAGAAAGAAUCGUUGGUUUCGCUAUCGUUUUAUAUCGUGCUGUUUCUUACUACGAGAGUGCCUCAUCAUCGUCGCCUCUUGACCAUGCUAAGUGUGUGUACAGUCCUCCUGGUGGUUGCUGCUGCAGCUCUCUCCUCUGCAGACUCCGAUACGCACAGACACGACUCCAACCUGGAGAUCUACAAGCGUCUGUUUGAGACCAAGAGGAAAGACCAGCUAAAUGCUCUGAAGAACCUGGUGGAGCUCAAUGACAUCAACCAGCAGUAUAAGAUCAUAGACAUCAUGCUGAAGGGCCUGUUUAAGGUGUUGGAGGACUCGAAGGCCGUCCUUAUUGCAGCCAACAUGCAGGCUGAUGAUCCCUUCCCCAUGGAUGACAAAAUCAAAGAAGCCUACUCCCAUGUGGUGGAGAACACAGCGUUCUUUGGGGACGUGGCGUUGCGUUUCCCACGUAUUGUCCACCACUACUACGACCGUAACCCUGACUGGGGCGGCCUUCUGCGAUGGGGGCUCCGCUUCUGCAACCUCACUGGGGUGUUCACCGGGGGUGCACACCAGCAUGUUCUCUCACUGAUGUCGCAGGAGUUGGGAAUAAUAGAGAAAUCCCCAGACUUCACCAACCCAUACCGCACUGAGAGAGACGACGUGCUUCACACUGCAGAGGCUUUUCAGAAGAUCCUGAGGGAGGAGGAGAAGAGGAGAAGGAAAGAGGACAAGAGGAAAGAGAUUAGGAAGGGGCCCCGCAUCUCCCGCUCCCGUACUGAGCUAUAGUACUUUACCUCAACUCUUGGAGAGAAAUGACAAGGAGAAGGAAAAUGUAGGGGGAUGUCCUGAGUCCUAGAUUCAGUGAUGAAGAGGUUGGGUGUUGGAACCGGUGAGUUCUGUCAAAGGGAAAAAGUGGCAGCAGAGAAUUUGAGAGGGAACUAGAAGUGUUUAUGUGGCACAGGAACAAACUGGAGAGAAGGAAAGGAGGUUGAGCUCUAUCUGUGGAAUCAGACUUACUGUAUACAGAACUGUGCCCAACCUGCAGUUAUUAUGAAACAAAGAAAAUACAGCUAGCCCAUGUUGAAGAAGAUUUAAUAAGGAAAGCUCAUUUUCAUAACUAGAUUACAUAACUGUACUUUGGAAGAAACAGCAAAUACCCAAUAUGUUAUGUUUUUUGUGAAUAGAUUGAAUACAAUUUACUACCAUACAUCUUUUGAUUAUGGCAUUUGUACGUAUGAGUUUACAUUCCCAUUCAACAAGCUUUAAAAUAUAAAGCUUGAAUAUGUUGAAUUAUGUUUUGUGUUUAAGUUUUCCUGUCGCCUUCUCCAGAGUUAUCAGAUUUAUAUAAUGAGAUUUUAUGAGUUUGUUGUUGAAUGGUCCAACUGUAGGUGUAUCCUCUUAAUUUGCGGUACAAGUGUUGAUCGUGAGCGCAGAACCAUUUUUCAUGAUGUCUGCCACUUGCUCUCCUAGAGCCGAAUGCUUUCUUAGCUCUGUCUGUGUGUGACUGUCCGCAUGAGUGUUAAAUGGGGUCUGGUCACUUUUAUGAUUUUAAUUAAACUAUUUUACAUAUUAUUUUGUCUACAAUUAGGGAGGGAUAAUGUCUUAGAGCUGUGUCUUUUGGCAACCACUCAUCAGCUUAAACUUCUAUAUCAUGUCACAUUUGUUUCUGUCCAUCUGAUGGCCAUAAUGAAAUGUCAGAACAGCAGUCACCUAGAACAAUGCCUUUAAAAAACAUCUUUAUUUUGGCAUAUCUAGGGAAGAUCUUAAUUCCAUAUUCCUCCUGUCCUGUCCUCAAAAUCCAUUCAACCAGAAAUCCCUCCUCUCUGACCACCUCCUAUGGGUUUUGAGAAAGAGAGAGGAUGUGAGGAGUAUACAAUUGAGAUAUUCCCUUAGUGUUUUACAUUUUACAUUUAAGUCAUUUAGCAGACGCUCUUAUCCAGAGCGACUUACAAGUACAUACAUUCAUACUUUUUUGUACUGGUCCUCUGUGGGAAUUGAACCCACAACCCUGGCGUUGCAAACGCCAUGCUCUACCAACUGAGCCACACGGGACAAGUUAUGUUUUGUUGCCUCUUGACAGUUUGAGGGAAAAUAGCUAAUUUUAAUGUAAAUAAGUUCUAUUCAAUAUACAGGGGUGAUGACUGAUUGAUUAUGAUUUGCUAGAGUUUUGUAAAUGGACUGUUAUUUAUGUAUGUUCAGAGCAGUGCAGGCUGGUGGGAGGAGCUAAAGGAGGAUGUGCUCAUUUUAAUGGGUGGAAUGGAGUUCACAGGUUUGUUUUAUUCCAUUCCAGCCAUUACAAUGAGCAUGUCCUCCUAUAGAUCAUCCCACCAGCCUCCUCUCGUUCAGAUUUAGCGUCUCAUUACUGAGAAUUUACUAUCGUGAGUAGAUUUAUCAUACAUUUAAGUUUAAUAAAAAAUUACUAUGAA
Salvelinus fontinalis (brook trout) is the source of this 2589-nucleotide messenger RNA. Its product is annotated as coiled-coil domain-containing protein 134-like. NCBI's taxonomy places the organism in Eukaryota, Metazoa, Chordata, Actinopteri, Salmoniformes, Salmonidae. The record is from RefSeq and is a predicted model, not a curated record. The coding region runs from base 266 to 949 and encodes 227 amino acids. The transcript is spliced from 7 exons.